GUGGGUGUGGAAACGCUGGGAUAAAACACCGCCCCAAAGGCGGGGGCACCGAGAAAGCAAGGAAGUAGGAGCUGCUGAAAGAUCCCGGAGCAUCAGUGUAAAACACCAUGGAGGAGCUAAGCAAAGCAAAUUGCCUUUUCACUCUUGACCUAUUCAGAAAGCUGAUUGAAAGCAAUCAAGAUGGCAACAUCUUUUUUUCUCCAUUCAGCAUCUCUGUUGCAUUGGCCAUGGUUCACCUUGGAGCAAAGAAUAACACGGCAUCUCAGAUGGCAAAAACUCUUCAUUUUGAUCAAGUUCAAAACGUCCAUUCUAGAUUCCAGGAAAUGCAAUCGGAGAUUAACCGAGCUGAUGCUGCAUAUCUGUUGAAAGUGGCCAAUCGACUAUAUGGAGAGAAGACCUAUAGCUUCCUAGACGAAUUCUUUACAUCCUCCAUGAAAUUCUAUGGAGCAAAGAUGUCUGCAGUUGAUUUCCGAACUGCUGCAAAUGAAAUUAGGCAGGAAAUCAAUAAGUGGGUGGAAGCAGAGACUGCAAAUAAAAUCAAAGACUUGCUGGCUGAGGGCUCAGUGGACAGUGAUACUAGACUCGUGUUGGUGAAUGCUAUCUACUUCAAAGGAACCUGGGCUGAGACCUUUGAUGAACAAGACACAAGGGAAAUGCCAUUCAAACUGAAUAAGAAUGAAACUAAGCCAGUGAAAAUGAUGUACCAAAUGAAGGAGUUCUUUAUCUCACAUGUUCAAGAAUUUAAACUCCAAGUACUCGAGCUACCAUAUGUUGGUAAUGACUUGAGCAUGAUCAUCUUGUUGCCAGAUGACAUCAUGGAUGAUUCUACAGGCCUGAAACAGCUGGAGCAGGAACUUACAUUAGAAAAACUACAAGAAUGGACACAUCCAAACCAUAUGAGAAAGCUGGACGUUCAUGUUCGUCUGCCCAAAUUUAAACUGGAAGGUGACUAUGAGCUGAACUCACCCCUGUCCAGUUUAGGCAUGGGGGAUGUUUUUGAUAGUACGAGGGCCAAUCUAUCUGGAAUGUCUGCAACUCGUGACUUGUAUGUCUCCAAAGUUGCACACAAGUCUUUUGUGGAAGUGAAUGAGGAGGGAACUGAAGCAGCAGCAGCUACAGCAGUGAUGGUUGUAUUAUGUGCACGGAUGGAUGAAGAGUUUUUCACUGCUGAUCAUCCCUUCCUCUUUUUCAUCAGGCACAACAAAACAAAGAGUAUUCUGUUCUUUGGCAGGUACUCUUCUCCCUGAACAGCUCCCUAAGUAACACUACACAAUAAAACCUGAAAGCAAAAUAUGGAAAAUACAUUGGUAUUAAAUGCAAAAGAAUAAUAUUAAAGGCGAUUACAUUAAAUGACCAUA
Messenger RNA from Chiloscyllium plagiosum (whitespotted bambooshark), 1358 nucleotides. The record is from RefSeq and is a predicted model, not a curated record. Lineage: Eukaryota; Metazoa; Chordata; Chondrichthyes; Orectolobiformes; Hemiscylliidae.